GUUCCUGCUAUUCAGCAGAAGAGAACUGUAGCGUUUCUAAACCAGUUUGUGGUUCACACAGUGCAGUUUCUCAACCGCUUUUCUGCUGUUUGUGAAGAGAAAUUGUCAGCACUCUCUCUCCGUAUCCAACAAAUUGAAACAACACUCAAUAUUUUGGAUGCCAAGUUGUCCUCUAUUCCUGGCCUAGAAGAUGUUAAAUUUGAAGUAUCCAGUGCAAAUAUGAAUAGUGUUACAAAUGGUCCUGUGGCACAAGCUACUACAGAUCAACAGACAGCUGUAUCACCUCCAUCCGCACAGAACAAUAUACAAGAAGAAGGGUUACAGAAAACAGAGGUUGUAACAGAAGAUGUCACAACUGUGGCCAAGGAUCCAAGAUAUGCCAGAUAUCUCAAAAUGGUGCAAGUGGGUGUUCCUGUCAUGGCAAUACGAAACAAGAUGAUUUCUGAAGGGCUAAAUCCAGAUCUUCUCGAGACCCCCAAUGCUCCCGUGCCUGCCUGGGGAGAUGAUGGGAAAGCAGAAGAUAGUUCUGAUAGUGAAUCUUCAUUUAGUGACUAAAGAGACUGAUUUUGGCCUUUUGGAAACCUCUGUCAAGUGCUGAUGUGUUUGGAGCUUCAGCAGACAAUGGUUUUGUGGGGGUCACAUGGGUGACGUAUUUUAUCUGACAGCAUUUUUAAGAACUAAGAUCCUCCAUGUUCUUUCACAGAAUGUUUGAACAGGCAGCAUGUUUCAACCUGAACCUUUCAAACAUGAAAAUUAAUCGUGAGAUCCUUGCAAUUUUAUGUUGCAUCAU
Messenger RNA from Merops nubicus (carmine bee-eater), 790 nucleotides. RefSeq names its product coiled-coil domain containing 53 (gene WASHC3). NCBI's taxonomy places the organism in Eukaryota, Metazoa, Chordata, Aves, Coraciiformes, Meropidae. Gene Ontology annotation, biological process: exocytosis; actin filament polymerization. The transcript has 6 exons. The record is from RefSeq and is a predicted model, not a curated record. Gene Ontology annotation, cellular component: WASH complex. The annotation marks the transcript as partial.